AUGUCUGACAAGUUCGGGUCGUAUGUGUCCACCAAUGAGCGCCACACCUUGGCAAACAAUCCGGCUUUGGCGGGCAUGGAUUACUCGCAUCAGUGGGUGAACCACACUGAAAACUUCGUGAACCCAGCGAAAGGAGCCCACACACAAGAUGCCCAGAACGACGUCAAGGUACUCCAUGUGACGUGUAGCACCGAGAACCAACGGUGCCAUGGAAAGAACAACAUGCUGCAGUUGGACUUGGCGCAUGUACAGUGCGAACACUGCGACGUAAUGAGCAUCUUACUGUGUCCAUACGUCAAAGAUCAACUCAAACUUCACCGGCAGUUCCAGUGA
Molecule: messenger RNA, 333 nt
Organism: Aphanomyces astaci
Lineage: Eukaryota; Oomycota; Saprolegniomycetes; Saprolegniales; Verrucalvaceae
Exons: 3
Coding region: 1-333 (110 amino acids)
Source: RefSeq, a predicted model, not a curated record